Molecule: messenger RNA, 1062 nt
Organism: Heterocephalus glaber (naked mole-rat)
Lineage: Eukaryota; Metazoa; Chordata; Mammalia; Rodentia; Bathyergidae
Gene: Dctn6
Product: dynactin subunit 6
Biological process (GO): mitotic spindle organization
Cellular component (GO): dynactin complex
Molecular function (GO): dynein complex binding
Source: RefSeq, a predicted model, not a curated record
CUCGGCCCCGCCCCACGGCUCCGCCCCUCUCCCAACCCUGCCAGGCUCUGCAAUCGCGUGCAGAGAUCAUCGCUCUAUCCAGGCAGAUGUGUCGAUCUCCGCUCCAAUUGGAGACCAGGGCUGUACCAUGGCGGAGAAGACUCAAAAGAGUGUGAAGAUUGCUCCUGGAGCAGUUGUAUGUGUAGAAAGUGAAAUCAGAGGAGAUGUAACUAUAGGACCUAGGACAGUGGUCCACCCUAAAGCACGAAUUAUUGCGGAAGCCGGGCCAAUAGUGAUCGGUGAAGGUAAUCUAAUAGAAGAACAGGCCCUGAUCAUAAAUGCUCACCCAGACAAUAUCACCCCUGACACUGACGAUCCGGAACCCAAACCCAUGAUCAUUGGCACCAAUAAUGUGUUUGAAGUUGGCUGUUAUUCCCAAGCCAUGAAAAUGGGAGAUAAUAAUGUCAUUGAGUCGAAAGCAUAUGUAGGCAGAAAUGUAAUACUGACAAGUGGUUGCAUCAUCGGGGCUUGUUGCAGCCUAAACACUUUUGAAGUCAUCCCUGAGAAUACAGUGAUCUAUGGUGGAGACUGCCUUCGUCGGGUGCAGACUGAGCGGCCCCAGCCCCAGACACUACAGCUGGAUUUCUUGAUGAAAAUCUUGCCAAAUUACCACCACCUGAAGAAGACUACGAAAGGAAGCUCCACUCCAGUUAAGAACUGAGAGCAGCAUGUGACGUCACGAUAAUGUCUUGUCUGACUGCUGCCUUUUGAAAGCCGCAGUGUUUGUGCAUUCAUAGCAGCUCACAGCAUAAUACCUGUUGACUUUAUUUUGUAAAAUUAAGUUAGAGAGGAAAGUAAUGGAUUUUCGGUGUAACUGUCCUUUAUAAUUUAUAUAAAAUGUAUUAUUUUCCUAUAUCCUUGCACCUUUUCUGCUAAUUUACAGAUUUGAGUUUUUCUUUUGUUAUAUAAGAUGUCAGCCACAGAUCUGUUAUGUAAAAGACUACGUGUGAUAAGAAAGGAUAUAUUGUUAUGUAUUUAUAGUCUAGCAUAUACUACAAUAAAAUAAAAUUGCUGGAGUCAGGA